AUGGGUGACCUCCCGGCUCCGAGAGUCAACAGUACCGCUCGCGCCUUUGUCCAUACCGGCGUCGAUUACGCAGGUCCGAUCGCUGUUCGCACGACUCCCGGUCGAGGGCAUAAUUCACAAAAGGCAUAUAUCACUUUAUUUGUAUGUCUCACAACCAAAGCUCUGCACCUAGAGCUCGUCAGCGACUACACCUCUCCGACUUUUAUAGCAGCGUAUCAACGAUUUGUUUCGCGCCGAAGAUUACCGACGUCCAUGUACUCCGAUAACGGGACCACGUUUCACGGCGUCGAUCGCGAACUGUCAAACGAACAUGCAAAAGCCAUUCGAGAUACCAUCUUCCGUAAUCGACUCACAAUCGACGGAACUGCGUGGCACUUCCUGUCUCCUGCGUCGCCGCACUUCGGCGGCCUAUGGGAAGCCGAUACUAAUAGUGUCAAGUAUCAUCUCAUACGAUGCAUCGGCCUCCACACGCUAACUUUUGAGGAAAUGUCUACGCUGCUCUGUCGAAUCGAGGCGUGCCUUAAUUCGCGUCCGAUCGCUCCCGUAUCCAAUAAUCUUGACGAUUAUCAUGCGCUGGCUCCUGGUCAUUUUUUAAUCGGAACCUCGCUUAUUGCUCCCGCCGAACCAAGUGUACUUAACUUAAACGAAAACCGCCUUUCGCGUUGGCAAACAAUUCAACGUAUAACUGAAAGUUUUUGGAGGUCUUGGUCCGGUGAUUACUUGCAUACUCUUCAAUAA
Trachymyrmex septentrionalis is the source of this 738-nucleotide messenger RNA. RefSeq lists its product as uncharacterized. Gene Ontology annotation, molecular function: nucleic acid binding. Lineage: Eukaryota; Metazoa; Arthropoda; Insecta; Hymenoptera; Formicidae. The record is from RefSeq and is a predicted model, not a curated record. Gene Ontology annotation, biological process: DNA integration. The coding region runs from base 1 to 738 and encodes 245 amino acids. The transcript has a single exon.